ACUUGAGAUGGUUUCUGUGUGCUCGGCCGGGCGCUUUGCCAUACUCUGGCCUUGCGACUCCGUCGCUCCGUCGCCCCAUGGCCGGAACGCCGGAACGUCAUGGCCCUGAGGUGUUUGGCGAUUCGGAUCGUGAUUCGAGGCCGAUUGCUCACCCGCGGCUGCAGCGAGACGGCCUGGCAGCAGCAGAGCGCCCUGGCUCGAAACUUGCGCGGCCUGGAGCCACAGGAGGUCUGCCAGGCCGUGGCCCGCUUUGGGGGCGCUGAAGCCCUGGACUUCCUGAACCUCCUCACUGCCCUGCAGCGCUUGGUGCGGAGAAGCCCGCGCCGGAUGCCGAGUGAGGAGGAGGAGCUGGCGCGGCAGCUCAUGCGGGCCAUGUGCCAGCACUUGGGCUCUUCGGAUAGCCGCGAGCGGCACCGUGCGAGGCGCCUCGGUUGGCUGGCGCAGGGCGCCUGGGCGGCCGCCAAGUGCCGCGAGCUGCCGGAGGCGCAGGCCCUGCUGCAGGAGGUGGGCCUGGCCCUGCGCGCAGUCCUGGAGCGGCGCAAGGCCCCGCUGGAAGCGAGGGACGCGGCGCAGCUGCUCUGGGCCUUGGCCUCGGGCCGGGUGGCGCUGCCCGGCCUCAGCCUGGCGGGCCGGCUGCGGCCGCAGGACUUCAGCCCGCAGGACACGGCCAACGUGCUCUGGGCCUUGGGCCGCCUGGAGGACGAGGAGCUCUUUGCGGAGCUGCUGCCGCGGGCGGAGGCGCAGGUGGAGCAGAUGGAACCCCAGGGCCUCGCUGCGGUGCUUGCCACGUUGGCCCAGCGCAGAGGCGACGCGACCGUGGCGACUGCGGCCGCGGGGCUGGUGCAGCGCGCCGCGCGGAGAGUGCAGCGGGACAUUGAGCAGACUUCCCGGUUGCAGGACUCAGCGUGGAGGGUGGCGGAGCUUGUGCAGCUGUGCUGGGCUUUCAGCGCUUUGCAGCUGGAGGCCGCUCAGUUCCAGCACCUGGCGCUGCGCCUGGCGCGGGAGGCGAAUAGCCCGAGUAGCUCGCAGGCCUUUGCUGCCCGGGAUUUGUCGCUUCUGGCCUGGAGCUUCGCCAACUCCAGCUCAGUGCCGCUGGCACUGGAGGUGCCGAGGAUCGCGCAGGCGGCGCUGCCGAGACUUCGAGAGUUUGACAACCAAGGCGUGGCCAACCUCUGCUGGGCUUUGGGCAGCACCGGCACCGCGGACCGCGCCAUCUUCGCGCGCCUCGCGCACGCCGAAGAGCUCGACUUCACCGCGCGGCAGCUGGCGAACAUCUGCUGGGCGUCGGCGACGGUCGCCUUCCUCCAAAGGGACAUCUUUGAGCAGGCAGACCGCCUCGCACAGAGGAGCCUCGGGGCGUUCCAAGCCCCGGAGGCGGCCUCGCUGCUGUGGUCCUUCGCCCAGGUCUCGCUGCAGCCCACGUGGCACCCGGAGGUCCCAGGCACGGCGCGGGAGGCGGCCAACGUAUGCUGGUCCCUGGCGGUCUUGGGCCUGCACCGCGAGGACGUGCUGGCGCACACCGCGAAGUUGAUGGAGGGAGAUGCUUUGGAGAUCCAUUUGGCCCAGUGGCAUCUCGCCUUCCUCGCCUACAAGUUAGAAGCCGCAGGCCCCGCCGCCGCCUCCCGCUUCGGCGAAGCCUGGCUCCGGCGCACGGGGCGGGCGGCGCACGCGGUGGCGCAACGCAGCACCAGCUCCAAGAUCCACGGGGACGUGUCGGCGGAGGUGAGGAAGAUUUGCCGGGGCGAACUCAUCCAGGAUGAGCUGGUUGUGGAGCAGUGUUUGGUGCUGGACAUCGCCUGGCCUCAGCGGAAGUUGGCCCUGGAGGUGGACGGCCCCUGGCACUGGGCCCGCACGCUGCCGGGAGAUGUUUUGGUGGAGCUGGGCCCUUCGCGCCUCAAGCGCCGGCUGCUGGACCGCCUGGGCUGGCAGGUGCUGCACCUCAGCUACGACGCCUGGCGCUGCGACCGCAGAGCGGCCAUGCGCGAGCUGCUGCCCGUGCUGAAACCGAAGAACGUCUUGGGCAAGGGCAGCUUCGGGAAGGCCUAUUUGGUGAAGAACACCGAGGAGAAUGAGCUUUGUGUGGUCAAGCAGAUGGAGACAUCUGCGAUGGAGGCCAAGGCGCCUUCCUUCUCCCGCGCUGACUGA
Effrenium voratum is the source of this 2145-nucleotide messenger RNA. The record is from the annotation of a GenBank genome assembly. NCBI's taxonomy places the organism in Eukaryota, Dinophyceae, Suessiales, Symbiodiniaceae.